UGAAAGUGUGUCCUGUGAGGACCAGAGCCCCCCUGAGUCUGCACUAUCAUCCCCUGACUCGGAGACCACUGAGAGAGCCUCACCCAGCGCCACCAUGCCUGACGUGGAGAUGGCUGAAUUUGGGGAGGCCGCCCCCUAUCUCCGCAAGUCGGAGAAGGAGAGAGUGGCCGCCCAGACCCGCCCCUUUGACCUGAAGAAGGACAUCUUUGUUCCUGAUGAGAAGGAGGAAUAUGUUAAGGCCACCAUUGUCAGCCGUGAGGGCUCCAAGAUCACUGCUGAGACCGAGCAUGGCAAGACAGUGACGGUCAAGGAGGACCAGAUCAUGCAGCAGAACCCUCCCAAGUUCGACAAGAUCGAGGACAUGGCCAUGCUGACCUUCCUCCAUGAGCCUGCCGUCCUCUACAACCUCAAGGACCGCUACGCCUCUUGGAUGAUCUAUACCUACUCAGGACUCUUCUGCGUGACAGUCAACCCCUACAAGUGGUUGCCCGUCUACAAUGCUGAGGUGGUGGCUGCCUACCGGGGAAAGAAGCGGAGUGAAGCUCCACCCCACAUCUUCUCCAUCUCUGACAAUGCCUACCAGAACAUGCUGACAGAUCGGGAGAACCAGUCCAUCCUCAUCACCGGAGAAUCUGGGGCGGGGAAGACAGUGAACACCAAGAGGGUCAUCCAGUACUUCGCCGUCAUUGCUGCCAUCGGUGACCGUGGCAAGAAGGAGACAGGGGCCCCAGGCAAGGGCACUCUGGAAGACCAGAUCAUCCAGGCCAACCCUGCCUUGGAGGCCUUUGGCAACGCCAAGACUGUUCGCAAUGACAACUCAUCGCGAUUCGGGAAGUUCAUCCGGAUCCAUUUUGGAGCCACUGGGAAAUUAGCAUCAGCUGACAUCGAGACCUACCUUCUGGAGAAAUCCCGCGUCAUCUUCCAGCUGAAGGCUGAAAGAAACUACCACAUCUACUACCAGAUCCUCUCCAAUAAGAAGCCAGAGCUGCUGGAUAUGAUGCUGGUGACCAACAACCCCUACGACUAUGCCUUCAUCUCCCAAGGAGAGACCACAGUGCCAUCCAUUGAUGAUGGAGAAGAGCUCCUGGCUACAGAUAGUGCUUUCGAUGUCCUGGGCUUCACCCAAGAGGAGAAGAACUCCAUCUACAAACUGACAGGUGCCAUUAUGCACUUUGGCAACAUGAAGUUCAAGCAGAAGCAACGGGAAGAGCAGGCAGAACCAGAUGGCACUGAAGAGGCAGACAAGUCAGCUUACCUAAUGGGGCUGAACUCAGCUGAUCUUCUCAAGGGGUUGUGCCACCCUCGGGUCAAGGUGGGCAAUGAGUACGUCACCAAGGGGCAGAAUGUCCAGCAGGUGAUUUACGCUGUUGGGGCCUUGGCCAAGGCUGUGUAUGAGAAGAUGUUCAACUGGAUGGUGACCAGGAUCAACAACUCGCUGGAGACCAAGCAGCCACGGCAGUACUUCAUUGGUGUGCUGGACAUCGCUGGCUUCGAGAUCUUUGAUUUCAACAGCUUUGAGCAGCUCUGCAUUAACUUCACCAAUGAGAAGUUGCAGCAGUUCUUCAACCACCACAUGUUCGUGCUGGAGCAGGAGGAGUACAAGAAGGAGGGGAUUGAGUGGGAGUUCAUUGACUUCGGCAUGGACCUCCAGGCCUGCAUUGACCUCAUUGAGAAGCCCAUGGGGAUCAUGUCCAUCCUGGAGGAGGAAUGCAUGUUCCCCAAGGCCACAGACAUGACCUUCAAGGCCAAGCUCUUUGAUAAUCACUUGGGCAAGUCAGCCAACUUUGGGAAGCCACGCAAUGUCAAAGGGAAGCAAGAGGCCCACUUUGCCCUCAUCCACUAUGCUGGCACGGUAGACUACAAUAUCAUUGGAUGGCUGCAGAAGAACAAAGACCCUCUCAAUGAGACAGUGGUGGGGCUCUACCAGAAAUCAGCCCUGAAGCUCUUGGCCAACCUCUUCGCUAACUAUGCUGGAGCUGAUGCACCCGUGGAGAAGGGGAAAGGAGCCAAGAAGAAAGGUUCCUCCUUUCAGACUGUCUCUGCACUGCAUCGGGAGAACCUCAACAAGUUGAUGACCAACUUGCGGUCUACCCACCCUCAUUUUGUCCGCUGCAUCAUCCCCAAUGAGACCAAGUCUCCUGGUGUGAUGAACAACCCCCUGGUAAUGCACCAGCUCCGCUGUAACGGGGUGCUGGAGGGCAUCCGCAUCUGCCGCAAGGGCUUCCCAAACCGCAUCCUCUAUGGGGACUUCCGCCAGAGGUAUCGCAUCCUGAACCCCGCUGCCAUCCCUGAGGGGCAGUUCAUUGACAGCCGCAAGGGUGCUGAGAAGCUCCUGGGAUCCCUUGAUAUUGAUCACAACCAAUACAAGUUUGGGCACACCAAGGUCUUCUUCAAGGCCGGGCUGCUGGGGCUACUUGAGGAAAUGCGGGAUGAACGCUUGGCCAGGAUCAUGACCCGCUUACAGGCCCAAGUUCGUGGUUUCCUCUCCCGUCAGGAGUUCAAGAAGAUCCUGGAGCGGAGGGACUCGCUGCUGGUGAUCCAGUGGAACAUCAGGGCUUUCAUGGGGGUGAAAAACUGGCCUUGGAUGAAGCUCUACUUCAAGAUCAAGCCCUUGUUGAAGAGCGCUGAGACUGAGAAGGAGAUGCAGAACAUGAAGGAAGAGUUUGGGCGGCUGAAGGAGGCCCUGGAGAAGUCAGAGGCCCGGAGGAAGGAGCUGGAGGAGAAGAUGGUCUCCAUGCUGCAGGAGAAGAAUGACCUUCAGCUCCAAGUGCAGGCUGAGCAAGAUAACCUCGCUGAUGCUGAGGAGCGUUGUGACCAGCUGAUCAAGAACAAGAUCCAGCUGGAGGCCAAGGUGAAGGAGAUGACAGAGCGAAUGGAGGAUGAGGAAGAGAUGAAUGCUGAGCUGACGGCUAAGAAGAGGAAGCUGGAGGAUGAGUGCUCAGAGCUGAAGAAGGACAUUGAUGACCUGGAGUUGUCUUUGGCCAAGGUGGAGAAGGAGAAACACGCCACAGAGAACAAGGUCAAGAACCUCACAGAGGAGAUGGCCGGGCUGGAUGAGAUUAUUGUCAAGCUAACAAAGGAGAAGAAGGCUCUGCAAGAAUCUCACCAGCAAGCGCUGGAUGACCUGCAGGCGGAGGAAGACAAGGUCAACACCCUGACGAAGGCCAAAGUCAAGCUGGAACAGCAAGUGGAUGAUCUGGAGAGCUCACUGGAGCAGGAGAAGAAGAUCCGGAUGGACCUGGAACGGGCCAAAAGGAAGCUGGAAGGUGACUUGAAGCUGGCUCAGGAGAAUAUUAUGGACCUGGAGAAUGACAAGCAGCAACUGGACGAGAGGCUGAAAAAGAAGGACUUUGAGCUCAACGCACUCAAUGCAAGAAUUGAGGAUGAACAAGCAAUUGCAGCCCAGCUCCAGAAGAAGCUCAAAGAGCUUCAGGCACGGAUUGAGGAGCUGGAGGAGGAGCUGGAGGCAGAGCGAACGGGCAGGGCCAAGGUGGAGAAGCUGCGCUCAGACCUGUCACGGGAGUUGGAGGAGAUCAGUGAGCGUCUGGAGGAAGCAGGUGGUGCCACCUCAGUGCAGAUUGAGCUCAACAAGAAGCGGGAGGCAGAAUUCCAGAAGAUGCGGAGGGACCUGGAGGAGGCCACACUGCAGCAUGAGGCCACGGCUGCUGCGCUGCGCAAGAAGCACGCCGACAGCGUGGCCGAGCUCAGUGAGCAGAUCGACAACCUACAGCGUGUCAAGCAGAAGCUGGAGAAGGAGAAGAGUGAGCUCAAACUGGAGUUAGAUGAUGUUGGCUCCAACAUGGAGCAGCUGAUCAAGGCCAAGGCCAACCUGGAAAAGAUGUGCCGUACCAUGGAAGAUCAGAUGAAUGAGCACCGGACCAAGUCCGAGGAGGCUCAACGCAUGGUCAAUGACCUCACCACUCAACGAGCAAAGCUCCAAACAGAAAAUGGUGAGCUCUCCAGGCAGCUGGAGGAAAAGGAAGCCUUUAUCAACCAGAUGACACGAGGGAAACUCACCUACACCCAGCAGCUGGAGGACCUCAAGAGGCAGCUAGAGGAAGAGGCCAAGGCCAAGAACGCACUGGCCCACGCCCUCCAGUCGGCCCGGCAUGACUGUGACCUGCUGCGGGAGCAAUAUGAGGAGGAGACAGAAGCCAAGGCUGAGGUGGAAGAAGGUUUGAGUUGGUCCACUUGGUCCACGGGUCACCACAGCCAGGUUGUCCCCCGGGACAGGAAGAAGCUGGCCCAACGGCUGCAGGAGGCUGAGGAGGCGGUGGAGGCGGUCAAUGCCAAGUGUUCCUCUCUAGAGAAGACCAAGCACCGGCUGCAGAAUGAGAUUGAAGAUCUCAUGGCUGACCUUGAGCGGUCAAAUGCAGCAGCUGCUGCUUUGGACAAGAAGCAAAGGAACUUUGACAAGAUCUUGUCUGAGUGGAAGCAGAAGUUUGAAGAGUCACAGAUGGAGCUGGAGGCAUCGCAGAAAGAGGCCAGAUCCCUUAGCACUGAGCUCUUCAAACUGAAGAAUGCCUACGAAGAGUCACUUGAUCACCUGGAGACCUUAAAGAGGGAAAACAAGAACCUCCAAGAGGAGAUUUCGGACCUCACGGAGCAGCUGGGUGGCAGCCACAAGACCAUCCAUGAGUUGGAGAAGGUCCGAAAGCAGCUGGAUGCUGAGAAGCUGGAACUUCAAGCAGCGCUGGAGGAGGCUGAGGCCUCUCUGGAGCAUGAAGAGGGGAAGAUCCUGAGGGCCCAACUGGAGUUCAACCAAGUCAAGGCAGACUACGAGCGCAAGCUGGCCGAGAAGGAUGAGGAGAUGGAGCAGGCCAAGCGCAACCAUCUGCGGGUGGUGGACUCGCUGCAGACCUCACUGGAUGCUGAGACCCGGAGUCGCAAUGAAGCCUUGCGGCUAAAGAAGAAGAUGGAGGGUGACCUCAAUGAGAUGGAGAUUCAGCUCAGCCAUGCCAACCGCAUAGCCGCUGAGGCCCAGAAGCAAGUCAAGACAUUGCAGGGCUACCUCAAGGACACUCAACUGCAGCUAGAUGACGUGGUCAGGGCCAAUGAGGACCUGAAGGAGAACAUUGCCAUUGUGGAGAGAAGGAACAACCUCCUCCAGUCUGAGCUGGAGGAGCUGCGGGCGGUGGUGGAGCAGACUGAGAGAGCCCGCAAAUUGGCCGAGCAGGAGCUGAUUGAGGCCAGUGAGAGGGUCCAGCUUCUCCACUCACAGAACACCAGCCUCAUCAACCAGAAGAAGAAGAUGGAGGCUGACAUCUCCCAGCUGCAGACGGAGGUGGAAGAGGCCAUCCAGGAGUGCAGAAAUGCUGAGGAGAAGGCCAAGAAGGCCAUCACUGACGCGGCCAUGAUGGCAGAGGAGCUGAAGAAGGAGCAGGACACCAGCGCCCACCUGGAGCGGAUGAAGAAGAACAUGGAGCAGACCAUCAAGGACCUGCAGAUGAGGUUGGAUGAGGCCGAGCAGUUGGCCCUCAAAGGGGGCAAGAAGCAGCUGCAGAAGUUGGAGGCCCGUGUGAGGGAGCUGGAGAAUGAGCUGGAGGGUGAGCAGAAGCGCCAUGCUGAGAGUGUCAAGGGUCUCCGCAAGUCCGAGCGUCGUGUCAAGGAGCUCAGCUACCAGACAGAGGAGGACCGCAAGAACCUGGUCCGGCUCCAGGACCUGGUGGACAAGCUCCAGCUGAAGGUCAAGGCCUACAAGCGACAGGCAGAGGAGGCGGAGGAACAAGCCAACUCCAACCUGGCCAAGUUCCGCAAGGCACAGCAUGAGCUGGAUGAGGCGGAGGAGCGUGCCGACAUUGCUGAGUCCCAGGUCAACAAGUUGCGGGCCAAGAGCCGUGACAUUGGAGCCAAGAAGGGACUCAACGAGGAGUGAAGCUCUGGAUUCCCAGCUGUAUUCCCUGGACCUCUAAAUGCCCCACCCCUGCUCCCAGCCCCCUAACCUUGGUUAGCCAAUAAAAAGCAUUGAGCAGCA
Molecule: messenger RNA, 5974 nt
Organism: Lepidothrix coronata (blue-crowned manakin)
Lineage: Eukaryota; Metazoa; Chordata; Aves; Passeriformes; Pipridae
Gene: MYH7
Product: myosin heavy chain 7
Exons: 41
Coding region: 95-5875 (1926 amino acids)
Cellular component (GO): myosin complex
Molecular function (GO): actin filament binding; ATP binding; cytoskeletal motor activity
Source: RefSeq, a predicted model, not a curated record